AUGAAGUACUCGACAUUCCUGGCGGCGCAAUUGGCGUCGUCGGCCGCGGCAGUGAGGCUUGCACCACGAGAGAAUCCGCGAGUGGUGCGCCUAGAUACUCAGCGCCGGAACAUCGUCAACCCCGUCGCACACGACCAGCUACGAAGACGGCAAAAUGUCGUCCAGGAGACGCUGGACAAUCUCGAGACGCUUUACUUCGCCAACGCAAGCUUAGGUACUCCUGAGCAGAACUUCCGGCUACACAUCGAUACAGGAAGCAGCGAUCUUUGGGUCAACUCGGUCAACUCGAAUCUGUGCAGCCAAGGCGGCAACCAGUGCGGCCAAUCUGGCACAUACAACGCAAACGACUCGUCAACAUACAACUACGUCAACGGCGCUUUCAACAUAUCAUACGUGGAUGGAUCAGGCGCAUCGGGAGACUAUGCGACAGACACUUUCCGCCUCGGCGGGCAAACAAUAAAGGAUCUGCAGUUUGGCAUCGGCUACGUAUCAAGCUCACCAGAGGGCAUCCUUGGAAUUGGUUACACCAUCAAUGAGGUCGCUGUAGGCCGCGCAGGACUGGACCCAUACCCAAACUUGCCUCAAAAGCUGAAGGAUGAUGGCACCAUCAACUCAAACGCAUACUCUCUGUGGCUGAACGAUCUGGACGCAUCUACUGGAAGCAUUCUCUUUGGUGGCGUGGACACGGACAAGUACCAGGGCGAGCUUCAGACACUACCUAUCAUCCCAGAGCGAGGACAGUAUGCUGAGUUUAUAAUUGCCCUGACUGGAAUGGGCCGCGAUGGCAAGAAUGGCUCCAUCUUCGAGAACUCAAACGUGCCCGUCUUGCUCGACUCUGGGUCUUCGUUGAUGUACUUGCCCGAUAACGUCGCGAGCUCGCUAUACCAAACCUUUGACGCUCAGUACGACGCUUCGCAGGGGGCUGCCUUUGUUGACUGUGAUCUUGCAAACCAGCAAGGCUCUCUCGAGUUCAACUUUUCUGGUGUCCAGAUCUCCGUCCCGCUCAACGAGCUUGUCAUAGUUGCUGCUGUUAGCCGCGGACGACCCGUCUGCAUCCUCGGUAUUGGACCUGCCGGACAAUCUGUCGCUGUUCUUGGUGACACCUUCCUACGGUCCGCAUAUGUCGUCUACGACCUUGAGAACAACGAAAUAUCUCUCGCCCAGACCAACUUCAACGCUACUUCUGAAAAUAUUCAAGAAAUCCGGGAAGGCUCUGACGGUGUACCCAACGCAACCGGUGUUGCUGGUGCGGUAUCAACUGCAGCGGUCGGCACUGGCGGACCCCGAGUCAAUGGCCCUAGUGUCACAGGUGGUGGAGGUGGAAUCGAAACCUCCACUGCCGCUGCCAUGCCUGUUGCAACUGCAAACCCAUGGAUUGGCGGUGCAGCGAUCGCUGGCGCAGGUAUUCUGAUGGGCUUCAACGGCUUUUGA
This is a messenger RNA of Alternaria burnsii, 1431 nucleotides long. Its product is annotated as acid protease. The coding region runs from base 1 to 1431 and encodes 476 amino acids. Gene Ontology annotation, molecular function: aspartic-type endopeptidase activity. Lineage: Eukaryota; Fungi; Ascomycota; Dothideomycetes; Pleosporales; Pleosporaceae. The transcript has 2 exons. The record is from RefSeq and is a predicted model, not a curated record. Gene Ontology annotation, biological process: proteolysis.